Molecule: messenger RNA, 657 nt
Organism: Dichotomopilus funicola
Lineage: Eukaryota; Fungi; Ascomycota; Sordariomycetes; Sordariales; Chaetomiaceae
Product: glutathione S-transferase
Exons: 2
Coding region: 1-657 (218 amino acids)
Cellular component (GO): cytoplasm; nucleus
Source: RefSeq, a predicted model, not a curated record
AUGUCGUUCGGGACCAUCUACACGCACAAGCCCAACCCGCGGACAACCGCUAUCCUGGCCAUCGCAAAACUGUACGGCCUCGAGCUGGACAUCAUCUACGCCAAUAAGCAUACCGAUCCGGAAAACUACUCCAAGCUUCUCCGGGUCAGCCCCCUCGGCCAGGUGCCCGUGUUUGUCGGUGCCGACGGUUUCGUGUUGACGGAGUGCAUUCCCAUUACGCUGUACGUUGCCUCGCAAAGCGACACCACCACCCUCCUCGGAACCACCCGCCGUGACGGUUUCCUCAUUCAAAAAUGGAUGUCCCUGAUCAACUCCAACACGCUUCCCGCCGUCGGCGGCAUCCUCAUGCCCCUGAUGGGCAUCCAGCUGGCGGUGCGCAAGAACACGCAGGAUUGUCUGCGCGCGUUCUAUGCCGACUGCAAACUGCUUGAUGCGCACUUGACCGAAAGGAAAUAUCUCGUGGGCGAGGGGUUGACGGUGGCCGAUCUGUUUGCCGUGAGCAUGCUGCAGUUCGCUGUCUCGGUGUUUCACCGCGUGCUCAAGGCCGAGUAUCCGCAGCUGUGGGAGUGGUUUGGCCGUGUGUAUGAGACACCAGUCUUGAAGGAAGCGGCGGGGGAGUUGAAGCUGUUGGAUCUGCCGAUGCCCGAGCUGGAGUAA